Hypanus sabinus (Atlantic stingray) is the source of this 1138-nucleotide messenger RNA. RefSeq lists its product as uncharacterized. Bases 362 to 1138 code for a protein of 258 amino acids. The transcript has 7 exons. The record is from RefSeq and is a predicted model, not a curated record. NCBI's taxonomy places the organism in Eukaryota, Metazoa, Chordata, Chondrichthyes, Myliobatiformes, Dasyatidae.
CUGUAAUCCUUGAAACUAUUACUGUCGCUUCAUUGUGAAGUUUUUUGCCUCAAUAUCAGUGUUUGUUACCUAAGAAUGGCAGAGGAUUUAUUGAAUGCAGCCUGAGUUAAAGUUAGACCUGCGGUGAGUGAUUUAUUGGAAGAAAAACCCAACUGGAAGGAAACCACGACUGAAAACGAAGGGACAGCAACAAGUGAACCAGCCCGAAGACUGAGAGCAUCAACUGGACAGAACCCUCCUGACUCAGAGUUUCCAUUGAUUCGGUCAGCAGAAAGUCUGAUUAUUGCCAGCAGGAGGUGCUUAAUUCCACCCGGACGGCAGACAAGCAGACAACAAUCAACCAACCCCAGUCAGAGUCAGAAUGGACACAGAUCUGAACUCCACCAUCUCCGCCUUUCUGUCAAAUUGUGAGGAUCACCAACUGUUCCGGUUGACGAGAUUCUACAAGGAGCGACUGGAGCAGGCGAUUGAGGAGGGUGUGGAGGGAGUCAGCUUCAUGUUAAUGGGCGAGGAUCACUUCUCCGGGCCAGAGUAUCACAGCGUGACUGAGCUCGCUGAGAAGGGAAACCGAGCGGGCGCUUCCAAACUCCUCCUGGAUCUGGUGAUGGAGAAGGGCUCCGGGGCCCGGAGGGUGAUGUGGGAAUCCUUUCUGAAACUACAUCACCAUUUACCGAAGCUGAGCAGAAUAUUGAAUGAAAUACGGGAGCGAGGUGAUGGCCAGUUCGCCUACAUGGACACUGAGCGGGGUUUAUCUGAAGUGCCCGCGCAUCUGAAAGAUGUUCGAAGGAGACACAAGCAGACUCUGCAGGCACAAACUGAAACACUGAGAGUGAACACGAUCUUGAUGAGGGAGAAGGUGAAGGUUUUCCAGCUGGUUGAUCGAUACGCUGAGCUCACGGUCAUUUCUACUGUUCGAGAUCGGAGACUGGUGGAACAUGAGCUGCUGUCAAGAGGCAGAGACCAUGAGGACUGGAAAGAAAAACAUCUCCGUGGUAAGCUGGAAAAAAUCCGGACUGAUCAGUUAUUCAAGAGGAGUUUUGUUCAGAAAUUGAAAAGAUCUGUCUUUGGAAACAAAUCCGGGAUAUCCGCAGCAGUAGCCGGAGUCCCAGGGAUCGGGAAAACAAAAGAUUGUUUAUGA